Molecule: messenger RNA, 1788 nt
Organism: Alternaria novae-zelandiae
Lineage: Eukaryota; Fungi; Ascomycota; Dothideomycetes; Pleosporales; Pleosporaceae
Exons: 3
Coding region: 1-1788 (595 amino acids)
Source: RefSeq, a predicted model, not a curated record
AUGGCAGACGGAUUUAUCGUCCCAUCAACGGCUGCGCCAGAGACUGAUGCUCAGCACCGGUUGCGUGGGCCCAUCCAUGCGCAACGCCAUGUACGCAUCGUGUGUAUUGGCGCAGGUGCUUCAGGACUUCUGAUGGCAUACAAACUGCAAAAGCACUUCACGAAUUACAGCCUUCAAGUUUACGAGAAGAAUUCCGAAGUUUCGGGCACAUGGUUCGAGAACAGAUAUCCGGGAUGCGCAUGCGAUGUUCCCUCCCACAACUACACCUGGUCAUUUGAGCCCAAAUUGGACUGGUCUGCUGUAUACGCCAGCUCCAAAGAGAUCUUUGCCUAUUUCAACGAUUUCGCCCGCAAAUACGGUCUACGCAAAUACAUCAAGACGCAACACCAAGUCGCUGGCGCAAUCUGGAACGAGCAAAGGGGCGGAUAUGAUGUGCAGGUCAAAGACCUGGAGAGUGGCCAGACCGUCAACGAUCAUUGCGACAUCUUGAUCAAUGCAGGCGGCAUCUUGAACAACUGGCAAUGGCCUGCCAUCCCGGGUUUGGACAAAUACAAGGGCACAUUACUACACACUGCGAAUUGGGACGACAACGUCGAUCUCAAAGGUCGCCAUGUGGGCUUGAUUGGGAAUGGUUCCUCUGGCAUCCAAGUUCUCCCUACCAUCCAACCGCACGUCAAGAAAGUUACAACCUUCAUCCGCGAACCAACAUGGGUCUCACCAGUCCAAGGCCUCGAACAACACGUCUUUACCGAUAGCGAAAAGCUCGAAUUCGCAACCAAGCCCGGCGCAUUGGUUGAAUACCGAAAGAACAUUGAACGCGGCCUCAACGGCCAAUUCGGCAUCUUUCUCAAGAACACAAACGUCAACUCCGAGACAGAAGCCUACUUCCGCCAGCAGAUGACCGAAAAGCUUAACAACGAAUACCUACAAGAGCGCUUGAUCCCGAACUGGCAUGUUGGGUGCCGAAGACUGACACCAGGCGUUGGCUAUCUCGAAGCACUAGGGAAACCCAACGUACAAACUGUCUACGGCGAGAUCAACUCCAUCACCGAACGCGGCUGCCUAUGUGACGAUGGCAACGAAUACCCCAUCGACGUGCUCAUCUGCGCCACCGGCUUCAACACAUCCUUCAAGCCACGUUUCCCUGUGAUAAACUCCUCCGGUGCCAACCUACAAGAUGCCUGGGCCAAAGAACCAUGCUCCUACUUCGGCCUCGCCGCUGCCGAUUUCCCGAACUACCUCAUCUUCCUUGGGCCCAAUUGCCCCAUUGGUAAUGGUCCUGUCCUCAGUGCUAUCGAAGCGCAGGCAGACUACAUGUGCAAGCUCAUCGAUCGCUUCCAAACACACAACAUAUCGACGUUUGCCCCAAGAGCUGAGGCCAUCGAUGACUUCGUCGCCUUCAAGGACGAAUACAUGAAGCGUACGGUCUGGAACGACGGCUGUCGCUCAUGGUACAAAUCGCUCGGCGCUGACGGCCCUGUAACCGCGCUCUGGCCUGGUUCUACUUUGCACUACAUCGAGGCACUCAUGGAGCUGAGGCUAGAGGACUGGGAUGUAAAAUACACUGGCAACAGGUUCUCAUGGCUGGGCAAUGGAUACUCGCAAACGGAGAUUGAUCCUACCGCCGACUGGGCUUUCUAUGUUAGGGAUAGAGAUGACGAUGAGCCGAUCUCAAGGCUGAGAAAGUUGCAGUUGAUUAACAAGAGUGGGACGGUUGAGCCGAGUGAAGGGGUGAACUUUGCAGGCGGAAGGGCAAAGACGGAUGCGGUGGUGGAGUCGAAACUUUAG